Messenger RNA from Onychomys torridus (southern grasshopper mouse), 728 nucleotides. RefSeq names its product platelet basic protein-like. The transcript has 3 exons. Gene Ontology annotation, biological process: inflammatory response; cellular response to lipopolysaccharide; neutrophil chemotaxis. Lineage: Eukaryota; Metazoa; Chordata; Mammalia; Rodentia; Cricetidae. The record is from RefSeq and is a predicted model, not a curated record. Bases 56 to 403 code for a protein of 115 amino acids. Gene Ontology annotation, molecular function: chemokine activity; CXCR chemokine receptor binding. Gene Ontology annotation, cellular component: extracellular region.
CAGCUCAUCCUUACGUUGCAUCUCCUGGAAACAGCUCUAGCUCAGUCUCUCCACCAUGGGCCUCAGACUCAGACCUACAUCCUCCUGCACCAGGGCUAGGCCUCUUCCUAACCUACAGGUGUUGCCACUGCUGGCGCUGCUCCUCACGGCACUGGUUCCCACUACAGUUGGACGACCUGAUGUUGUGGACCCGGACCCAUAUAUUGAAUUGCGCUGUAGAUGUCCGAACAUAAUCUCUGGAGUCCCACUCAACAGUAUUUCCUUUGUGAAUGUGUUCCGGCCAGGAGUCCACUGUGCCAACGUGGAAGUGAUAGCCACAUUGAAAAAUGGAGAUAAAACCUGCCUGGACCCAAAUGCCCCUGCCAUCAAGAAAAUCGUCAUGAAGAUAUUGGAAGGUUAUUGACCAGCCGUCCGUUGACUUUCUGCUGAACCAUUUUAGUGUGCAAGAAGGGUGGGGUGUUUUGAAAUCUGGAUGUUCUACAAUCAUUUUCUACUUUAAAAUCUGGACACACUUUCAUUUUGUCUCAGAAAGCAUGUUGUAUUCUGAGAAGGUGUGUCAAAGGAUAGUACAAAGAAGAUGAAAAUGAGCUAACUGAGUUGUAACAUGCAAUUUAUGGUUUAUUUCUGCAAUUCUUGGCUAAACAUUGUGCUGUGCUUUGCAUUUCUUUAGUUGAAGGUUUUUUUCUAAAUGCAUUAUGUCAAGAUUUUCCUGUAUUUUUUGAAUUAUU